Messenger RNA from Kogia breviceps (pygmy sperm whale), 1404 nucleotides. RefSeq names its product ribosomal modification protein rimK like family member A (gene RIMKLA). The record is from RefSeq and is a predicted model, not a curated record. Gene Ontology annotation, biological process: protein modification process. NCBI's taxonomy places the organism in Eukaryota, Metazoa, Chordata, Mammalia, Artiodactyla, Physeteridae. Gene Ontology annotation, molecular function: ATP binding; N-acetyl-L-aspartate-L-glutamate ligase activity; metal ion binding. Gene Ontology annotation, cellular component: cytoplasm.
CCCGCUCCCUGCCGGGCGCCGCCGCCCUGGCCGCCAUGUGCUCCCAGCUCUGGUUCCUGACGGACCGGCGCAUCCGCGAGGACUACCCUCAGGUGCAGAUCCUGCGCGCCCUCCGGCAGCGCUGCUCCGAGCAGGACGUGCGCUUCCGGGCGGUGCUCAUGGACCAGAUCGCCGUCACCAUCGUCGGCGGCAACCUCGGCCUGCAGCUGAACCAGAAGGCGCUCACCACUUUCCCAGACGUGGUGCUUGUCCGGGUGUCCACACCCUCAGUGCAGUCAGACAGUGACAUCACCGUCCUGCGACACCUGGAGAAGUUGGGCUGCCGCUUAGUCAACCGCCCACAGAGCAUUCUGAACUGCAUCAACAAAUUCUGGACAUUCCAGGAGCUGGCUGGACAUGGGGUUCCCAUGCCGGACACCUUCUCCUAUGGUGGGCAUGAAGACUUUUCAAAAAUGAUCGAUGAAGCCGAGCCGCUGGGCUACCCAGUCGUGGUGAAGAGCACGCGCGGACACCGGGGAAAGGCUGUUUUUCUUGCAAGAGAUAAACACCACCUCUCAGACAUCUGCCAUGUGAUCCGCCACGAUGUGCCCUACCUGUUCCAGAAGUACGUGAAGGAGUCCCACGGAAAGGAUAUCCGGGUGGUGGUAGUAGGUGGCCAGGUGAUAGGCUCUAUGCUUCGCUGCUCCACAGACGGACGGAUGCAGAGCAACUGCUCUCUCGGUGGCGUGGGCGUCAUGUGCCCACUGACAGAACAAGGCAAGCAGCUGGCUAUCCAGGUGUCCAACAUCCUGGGCAUGGACUUCUGUGGCAUCGAUCUCCUCAUCAUGGACGACGGCUCCUUUAUGGUGUGCGAAGCAAACGCCAAUGUGGGUUUCCUAGCCUUCGACCAGGCCUGCAACUUAGAUGUGGGCGGGAUCAUUGCAGACUACACCAUGUCCUUGCUGCCCAAUAGGCAGACCGGGAAGAUGGCUGUCCUCCCAGGACUGUCUAGUCCCAGGGAGAAGAAAGAGCCAGACAGCUGUGCUUCAGCUCAGGGAGUCACAGAGAGCGUCUAUGCCAUCAACAGCGGGUCUACCUCUAGCGAGAGCGAGCCUGAACUGGGAGAGAUCCGGGGGUCCUCAGCAAGCACAGCGGGGGCCCCGGCCCCCAUGCUGCCCGACCCUGGCUACAACAUUAACACCAGGAUUGCUUCAGAAUUAAAACUUAAGUGAAUUCCUGCUUUUUGGCAGCAUUGAAACCAAAUCCUACUGCUUCCCUAGUAGUUUUGAGCGAAUAAAAUCUGGACUAGUGUGAUUUCAUUUGCACAGAAACUAGAAAUCCCAUCUGGGCACUCAGCAUUCUUUCUAACGAUGAUUUAAGCAAAUGGCCUAGCUUUGUGGUUUUUAUAAACACUUAUAUAAAAAC